GCGAUUGGCUUUGGUUGUUUGAGCCCCUGCAGAAUAGCGCACUUUGCGGUGCUUCUUCCGGAAUCGCCUGCUGGGGACUGCUUGCUGCAUUGUUUCUGAGCACAGAUCUCUAGGAGUUUCCAUGGUGAUGAAGAAAGGAUUGGCGUCUGAAUCUGGUUUUUGUGAAAUGGAGGGGUCUUCUGCAGAAGAAGAGCUGGAGAGAAGGAGCAAGUUCCUGCACAGCUUAAUACAGAAGAAGAAGAAGGAUAAGAACGACGUCGUAGUGGUGGAGCAGAAACAGCAGCAGCAGCAGCAGCUCAGUGACGAUGUUCUGAAGAAGAUACGUGUUAGAGCCUCGGAUAUGCCUCUUCCCUUGCAGAACCACGCCUUCAAAAUUUCCAGAGCCCUUCUUGACUCCAUGGCUUCUCCCAAGGUCGACAGCAAACGCCUCGCUCUCUCACUCAAGAAGGAGUUCGACUCUACGUACGGACCCGCGUGGCAUUGCAUAGUGGGGACGAGCUUCGGGUCUUACGUGACGCAUUCGCUGGGUGGAUUCUUGUACUUCUCCAUCGACAAGGUUUAUGUUCUUCUCUUCAAGACUGCUGUUCAGCCUUUAUAGUUGGAUCAAUUGUGAUCAUAUUCUGCCCAUUCACCAUCAAUCUUGUGCUAUAUCUGUUUUCUGGAAUGCAAAAUCGAUGGUCCAUUCAUGGUGAUUGGUUUUGGACGGGACCGUAGAUUUUUUUUUUUAAUCAUUUUUAUGUUGGUUGGGGAAGAAAGAAUCUUAGGAAGAAGAUUUCGAAAAGAAACAAAUGAAUGUUACUUUUGACUUUGUCUUUGAAUGCUAACAUGGUGUUUUUUAUGACA
This is a messenger RNA of Andrographis paniculata, 843 nucleotides long. Its product is annotated as dynein light chain 1, cytoplasmic. Gene Ontology annotation, biological process: microtubule-based process. Bases 122 to 598 code for a protein of 158 amino acids. NCBI's taxonomy places the organism in Eukaryota, Viridiplantae, Streptophyta, Magnoliopsida, Lamiales, Acanthaceae. The record is from RefSeq and is a predicted model, not a curated record. Gene Ontology annotation, cellular component: dynein complex. The transcript is spliced from 3 exons. Gene Ontology annotation, molecular function: dynein light intermediate chain binding; dynein intermediate chain binding.